Molecule: messenger RNA, 918 nt
Organism: Mucor velutinosus
Lineage: Eukaryota; Fungi; Mucoromycota; Mucoromycetes; Mucorales; Mucoraceae
Product: acetylornithine aminotransferase
Exons: 2
Coding region: 1-918 (305 amino acids)
Molecular function (GO): protein binding
Source: RefSeq, a predicted model, not a curated record
AUGACCACAACAUUACUGACAUUACCCUACGACAUCAUUGCAAACAUCAGCCAGCAUUUAGAUUUAUGCUCAAACACAAGUUUGAUGGAUACAUGUAGACACAUGCGCUACAUGUUUUUGUCCUCGAAAUAUCUUUGGAGAAGGAUUACUUUUGAUUUGAAUCAUACAACUGAUUUACAUCGCAUUUAUUCAUCGCUGCGAAAACUAGAUGACUCGAAUGGACUAAGGCAGCAUGUCGUGGAGGCAAUCAUGGAUGACAGCGAUGAUGCUGAUCUGUCUCCCAUCAUUAUGCUGAUCAAAUUCCCUCACUUGCGCAAACUCAGUGCUAGAAACCGCAAAGAAAAUACCAACCUGGAAGUGGAUAUCAAGCUAUUACAAGAAAUGCUUAAAUUCGGAUCUGUCAAGCCGAAUUCUUUACCUAUCGAGAAGAUCAAUAUUUACCACUAUUAUAUGGAUUUCGAACCUCAUCUGUUGGCAUAUCAAAAGACAUGGAACAAGCUAUCGAUACAUCCUCAUGUAGAGCUGGAUAUUCGACAUUGUGGCUUUUUACCCGAGGAUCAAAAGGAAACAGAGCUUGAACAAGAAUUAAGUUUACUGGAACAGCGUAUACAAAGAUUGCAAAUGCAACAGCAAAGCCGAUUGACGCCAGAGCAGCGACAACAACACCCAGAUGACCCUACAUUGCAGAGACGAGUGGACCGUUGUCAAAGAAUCUUGUGUGUUGAUGCUCAGUGCUGGUCCUGCGCUCAUCAUUUUGAACAUUGUUGGAAGUGUGUACCUGUAUGUCCAGGCUGUAAAAUCAAGCGAAUUCCUCCCAUGGCAAACGAUAAUCAAAUCAGACUCAAGCACCGUCGUCGUCAAUUUCAGCCUAAACACCAAGACAUGGCUGAUGAAGAUGAAUUUAGCGUUUUUGGUUAA